Ceratotherium simum simum (southern white rhinoceros) is the source of this 2081-nucleotide messenger RNA. Lineage: Eukaryota; Metazoa; Chordata; Mammalia; Perissodactyla; Rhinocerotidae. The record is from RefSeq and is a predicted model, not a curated record.
CUGUCUGCGGGGCCUGCUGUGUUGCAACUGCCUUCUUGUGCUUGCCUUUUAACGCUGCACGGAAGAUGAGGAGCGUGAAGACCUCCUGUGGCCUGGAGACCGUCUGGGAGGACAAGCAGAAGUAUGGUGAAGCCGAGCGGCGCUUCUAUGAGCACGAGGCCACCCGAGCCGCCGCCGCCGCUCAGGAGCUCAUCGCCGAGGCGCCAGCCAUGAACGGGCCCGGUCAGGAGGCCACCGAGGAGGCAGAGGAGGUAGAGGCCCCUGACAGCAGCAGCAGGGGUGACCCCGGGAACAAGCCCCUGCAGAAGAAGAGGAAGCGCUCCCCGAAGAGCUGGCUUGGCCAUGUGGACCCCUCCCUCGUGGGCCUCUCGGCUGACCACGUCUGGCUGGACAAGCCACUUUUCGACCAGGCGGAGAGCUCCUACCGCCAGAGGCUGGCAGACGCGGCCGCCAAGGCCACCUGGCUGCCCGCCCUGGCCCCCCGGGGCCCCUGCACCCACGGAAGCCAGGUGGCCUGCCACCACGUGACCUGGGGCAUCUGGAUCAACAAGUCUUCCUUCGAUCAGGCCGAGCGGGCAUUCGUGGAGUGGUCUCAGGCCCUGCUACUGGCCACAGAGGGGAGCGGCAGGCAGGGGGCUCCCAACACAGGCCAGCGUGAGGCCACCCCUGACCUAGCCCUCGCCCACCGGCCCAGCCUACUGGGCAACGGCCAGCCUCCACUGGGAAGCUUGCAGGCGCUAGUGCGGGAGGUGUGGCUGGAGAAGCCCCGGUAUGACGCGGCCGAGAGGUGCUUCUAUGAGGCCCUGUUUGACGGCCACCCCCCUGGGAAGGUGCGCCUGCAGGAGCGAGCCAGCCAGGCCGACCAUGCCAGGCGGGGCCGCAGAGACCGGCGGGGCCGCAACGCUGUGGGGAGCAAGCGGGCUGGGCCGCGGCGGGCCGACGGGGAGGCCCCUUCUGCCCUGCCUUACUGGUACUUCCUGCACAGGGACGCUGAGGCGCCCUGGCUCAGCAAGCCUGCCUACGACAGUGCGGAAUGCCGCCACCAUGCUGCCGAGGCCCUGCGCGUGGCCUGGCGCCUCGAGGCUGCGUCCCUGGCUCACCGACCUGGUGUCUGGUCUGGCCUGUCCAUGUCCGGCCUGAGACCCAAGAAAAUGGCCACAAACUUCCUAGUGCAUGAGAAGAUCUGGUUCGAUAAGUUCAAAUAUGAUGAUGCAGAGAGGAAAUUCUACGAGCAGAUGAACGGGCCUGUGGCUGGCUCCUCACGCCAGACUCAGUUCUUUCUGCACUGUCUGCAGGAGAACGGCGCCAGCGUGAUCCUCCGAGACAUUGCGAGAGCCAGAGAAAACAUCCAGAAAUCCCUGGCCGGAAGCUCAGGCCCUGGGGCCUCCAGCGGUCCUGGCGGAGACCACAGUGAGCUCGUCAUCCGGAUUGCCAACCUGGAAGUGGAGAACCAGAGCCUGCGAGGCGUGGUGCAGGAUCUGCAGCAGGCCGUCUCCAGGCUGGAGGCCCGGCUGAGUGCGCUGGAGAAGAGCUCGCCCGCCCACCGGGCGACAGCCCCGCAGACCCAGCACGUGUCUCCCAUGCGCCAAGUGGAGCCCCCCACCAAGAAGGCGGCCACCGCUGCGGAGGAUGACGAGGACGACGACAUCGACCUGUUUGGCAGCGAUGAGGAGGAAGACAAGGAGGCCGCCCGGCUGCGGGAGGAGAGGCUGCGGCAGUACGCUGAGAAGAAAGCCAAGAAGCCUGCGCUGGUGGCCAAGUCCUCCAUCCUCCUGGACGUCAAGCCUUGGGAUGAUGAGACGGACAUGGCCCAGCUAGAGGCCUGCGUGCGCUCCAUCCAGCUGGACGGGCUGACCUGGGGGGCCUCCAAGCUGGUGCCCGUGGGCUACGGCAUCCGCAAGCUGCAGAUCCAGUGUGUGGUGGAGGAUGACAAGGUGGGGACCGACCUGCUGGAAGAGGAGAUCACCAAGUUCGAGGAGCAUGUGCAGAGCGUCGACAUUGCCGCUUUCAACAAAAUUUAAGCCCUGGCACUGGGCCUGAGCGAGUGAGGUCCUACCGCCAUUAAACACUGAGAUUCUGGC